Merops nubicus (carmine bee-eater) is the source of this 1731-nucleotide messenger RNA. It is a transcript of the gene DBH, whose product is annotated as dopamine beta-hydroxylase (dopamine beta-monooxygenase). Gene Ontology annotation, biological process: norepinephrine biosynthetic process; dopamine catabolic process; octopamine biosynthetic process. The record is from RefSeq and is a predicted model, not a curated record. The transcript has 14 exons. Gene Ontology annotation, molecular function: copper ion binding; dopamine beta-monooxygenase activity. Bases 1 to 1731 code for a protein of 576 amino acids. NCBI's taxonomy places the organism in Eukaryota, Metazoa, Chordata, Aves, Coraciiformes, Meropidae. Gene Ontology annotation, cellular component: secretory granule membrane.
AUGGGCGAGGCGGGGCGGGUGGGUGCAGCCGUGCCCAGCAUGCAGAGCUCAGGGAGCAAGCCCUGCCCCUGCCCCAGCUUCAGGCUGCGGGAAGUGGCCUCCAUGUACUUCACCAUGGUCGCGGUGUUCCUGGUCAUCUUGGUGGUGGCCCUGCCGGGCUCGCUCUCCUGGAACGUCAGCUACCCCCAGCAAGUCGUGCAUUUCCAGCUCCUGGCCAAGAAGCUGAAGUUUGGGCUCCUCUUCGGGAUGUCGGACAGGGGCGAGUUCGAGAACGCCGACCUGGCCGUGCUCUGGAGCGAUGGGCACAGGUCUUAUUUUGGGGAUGCCUGGAGUGAUGCCAAGGGGCAGCUCCACAUGGACUCCCAGCAGGACUACCAGCUCCUCACGGCUCGGAAGGCUCCUGAGGGGCUCUACCUCCUCUUCAGAAGAGCCUUCAGCACCUGUGACCCCAAGGACUACCUGAUAGAGGAUGGCACCGUGCACCUUAUCUACGGGAUCCUGGAGAAACCAGUCCCUUCCCUCCAAGCCAUCAACACCUCUGCCAUCCACAGGGGACUGCAGAGGGUGCAGCUGCUGAAGCCCAACAUCACUGUCCCCAAACUGCCCAGCGACAUGGACACCAUGGAGAUAACAGCCCCUGACAUUGUCAUUCCCAGCCAGGAGACAACCUACUGGUGUUACAUGACUGAGCUCCCAGAGCACUUCCCCAAGCACCACAUCGUCAUGUACGAGCCGGUGAUCACGGCAGGCAACGAGGCCCUGGUCCACCACAUGGAAGUCUUCCAGUGUGCUGCUGAGUUCGACACCUUCCCCCACUACAACGGGCCCUGCGACUCCAAGAUGAAGCCAGAACGGCUCAACUACUGCAGGCACGUGCUUGCAGCGUGGGCCAUGGGAGCUCAGGCUUUCUACUACCCUGAAGAAGCAGGUCUGGCUUUUGGUGGCCAGGGCUCCUCCAAAUAUUUGCGCCUGGAGAUCCAUUACCACAAUCCCCUGGUGAUCAAAGGCCGCCGGGACUCCUCGGGGAUCCGUCUCUACUACACGGGCACCCUGCGCCGCCACGACGCCGGCAUCCUGGAGCUGGGCUUGGUCUACACCCCAGUGAUGGCCAUUCCCCCUGGCGAGGACAGCUUCAUCCUCACAGGCUACUGCACUGACAAGUGCACCCAGCUGGCUCUGCCUGCCGCCGGCAUCCGCAUCUUCGCCUCCCAGCUCCACACCCACCUGGCAGGCAGGGCAGUGGUGACGGUGCUGGCCAGGGACGGGAGAGAGCUGCAGGUGGUGAACGCUGACAGCCACUACAGCCCCCACUUCCAGGAGAUCCGCAUGCUGAAGGAGAUAGUUGCAGUUUUUCCAGGUGACGAGCUCAUCACAACCUGCACAUACAACACAGAGGACCGGAGCCAAGCCACUGUGGGUGGCUUUGGCAUCAUGGAGGAGAUGUGUGUGAACUACGUGCACUACUACCCCCAGACACAGCUGGAGCUGUGCAAAAGUGCCGUGGAUCCGGGCUACCUGCACCGCUACUUCAGCCUCGUGAACAGGUUUAACGACGAGGAGGUCUGCAUGUGUCCACAGGUCUCCAUCCCACAGCAGUUUCACUCCAUCCCCUGGAACACAUUCAACAGAGAUGUGCUGAAAUCCCUCUACAGCUUUGCUCCAAUCUCCAUGCACUGCAACAAAUCCUCAGCCGUCCGCUUCCCGGGCAAGUGGGAGAAGCAGCCGCAAUAA